Nymphalis io (European peacock) is the source of this 2325-nucleotide messenger RNA. It is a transcript of the gene Dus1, whose product is annotated as tRNA-dihydrouridine(16/17) synthase [NAD(P)(+)]-like. The coding region runs from base 95 to 1492 and encodes 465 amino acids. Lineage: Eukaryota; Metazoa; Arthropoda; Insecta; Lepidoptera; Nymphalidae. Gene Ontology annotation, molecular function: tRNA dihydrouridine synthase activity; flavin adenine dinucleotide binding. The transcript is spliced from 7 exons. The record is from RefSeq and is a predicted model, not a curated record. Gene Ontology annotation, biological process: tRNA processing.
AGCGGUUAUCAAAAUUAUGACAUUUGACAAGAUAUUAAUUCCGAUUUCCGAUAUUGUCCACGCGUCGAAAUAUACUUGUCGGGCUGAAAGUUAAAUGUCUUCGGAGUGGUUUGAAAAUAUAGGGCGACCACGUUUCGUGGUUGCACCUAUGGUCGACGCUAGUGAAUUGGCCUGGAGAUUGUUAUGUAGAAGACAUGGUGCAACACUAUGCUAUACUCCUAUGCUUCAUAGUAAUGUAUUUACAAAAGAUCCAAAGUAUAGAAAAGAAAAUUUUACUACUUGUUCUGAAGAUCGUCCUUUAAUCGUUCAGUUCUGUGGUAAUAAUCCAGAAAUAAUGGCUACUGCUGCAAAAUUUGUUGAAAAAGAUUGUGAUGCUAUUGACAUUAAUCUUGGUUGCCCACAAUCUAUUGCAAAACGUGGUAGAUAUGGGUCAUUUCUUCAAGAUGAUUGGCAGCUAUUGCAGCAAAUAGUAUUAGAAAUGUCAAAAGCUGUUUCAGUUCCGAUUACAUGUAAGGUGAGAAUUUUUGAGAGCAUUGAAAAAUCUGUAAAAUAUGCAUUAAUGUUACAAGAAGCUGGUUGUAAAUUAUUAACAGUACAUGGAAGAACUAGAGACCAAAAAGGCCCUUUGACAGGUAUAGCAAGUUGGCAGCAUAUUAAAGCUAUUAGGGAAGCCAUAUCUAUACCCAUGUUUGCAAAUGGUAAUAUACAAUGUUUACAAGAUGUCCAAAGAUGCUUGGAUUACACAAAUGUUGAUGGCAUUAUGAGUGCUGAAGGUAAUCUUACAAACCCUGCAAUUUUUCAAGGAGUCAAUCCAGUAACAUGGGAAAUCGCAAUGGAGUAUCUGAAUUUAGUAGAGGAGUACCCAUGUCCUACAUCUUUUAUUAGAGGUCAUUUGUUCAAGAUAUUUCAUAAAAUUUUUACAUUUGAAAAUAAUAAUGAAGAAAGGCAAUUACUGGCUACUGCCCAAAAUUUAAAAGAUUUUAAAAGUGUUUGUAUCAAAAUAAGAGAUAAGUAUUUACUUUAUCAUAAAGGUGAAUUAAUGUUUGAUAACAAUGAGGGCAUAACAAGGAUUGCAUUUAAUUUAAUCUUGCCCCCUUGGUUAUGUCAACCCUAUGUAAGAAUAUCACCGGAGGAACAUACUCAAAAGAUGGAGAGACUUAGUAAUAAACAGGAUAAUGUGGUGAAAAGGGCAAACAAUGAUUCAGAUGAAAACAAGAUUUCUAGAAAAAAGAUGAAAAAAUUCAGAAAAAUAAUGAGAAGACCAGUUAAACCUGAUCUUGAGCAACAGAAUAGAAGAAAUGGAGAAAUUUGUUUCAAUGAGACAUGUCCUAAUCCUCUCGGAGGAAAAUGCGUUUAUCAGCUGUGUAAGAAAUGUUGUAAAAACAAAUGUUAUGAAGAAGACUUAGAUUGCAAAGGUCAUAGGAUAUUGGUACAUACGCGACGCGAAAUGGCAAAAAAGUUUGCUUUACAGAAAGAUAAGGAAGUAUGUUGAAUAACCGCUGAUUAAAUAGUGAAUUUUAAUAUUGGUGCCAAUUCUAUUGAACACAAUUUUUAAACUUUAGUUUACUAUUAUAACAGGAAAAUAAUGCCUCUCGUAUAGGUUAAUUAAGAGAAUGUGUGGGUACAAUAGAGUCAGCAACAUUACUAUAGACAUUGUGACAAUUAAACAAAAUCUGUUUACAUUUCAAAGUAAAUAUUUUUAUGCUUUUAUGAAUUAUGUAUAUUACUGUAUUGAAGUACUAUAAUACAAUUUUUAAAUAGCUUAAAAAAGAGCCCUAUAUUUUCUAGUCGAAACCAUUAAUUAUAAUGUCAUCUUUUUUAUGGUCCAAAAAUUAUAUCUAUCAAAUUAGUAUAUUAAUUAUUAUGGGGUUCUAAAAACUUAAUAACUUGACAUAACAAGAAUAAACAACAUUCUGGCAUAAAUGUUUUAAUGGAUAAAAUAUUUCAAAUUAUUUGUGAUGUAAAAUACAAUUUAUAUAAACUUUCUGCUAAAUUGAUAAACUUUUAAGAUCAGAAUAUCUACUCAUUUGUAGUAGUAUGUUUGAUAUUACUUUGGUUACAUUCAUAUCAGUGACGGUUUAUUAAUGAUAAUUAAAAAAACGCAGAAGGUAAGAACCAUUUAUAAUAUGCAGGUGAAUACUUACCUAAGUUCUCUUGAUAUUUUAUUCAAAAUGCCGUCCACGAAGUCAUGCUUACUUAACAUUAAUUAUUGUAUGCUUGUAUUUUUAUGUAAAAAGCAUAUAAUACAGUAAGUACAUCAAAGUAAUUUAAAUUAACUUUCCUGUAUUAGUUUUUUUUAUAAUAAUAAAAAUAAAUUCUUUCUAA